AUGGAAGCUAAUGCCGUUCUUAAUCAAUAUCGCUCAUCGACUUCUCGCACUUUUGUUGGAACAUUCGAUUUAAUUCGUAAUAUAGCACAAGGUAAUGGAAUCAUGUCAUCAACAUUGUCUAAUUGGUACUUUCCAGUAUUAGAAGCAGAGUAUACGUUUACUCCAUUAUGGACUGAACCUCGAUCAUACGAUACCACAAAUUGUUCAUGUGGAACAAACGCUACGUGUAGUGAACCGGCAAUUAUAGACGGAUGGCAUGUGCCUGGAUUUCGUAUUGGAUGUUCUCCGUUUGAAGCACUUCUACAAUCGACACUUGAAUGUCUCUACAAUACGAUAUGUAUAGAAAGACUUCAGUCAAUAUAUCAAAUGUCUAAUAUCACUAUCCAAGCCCUUAAUUUGACACUCUCGAAUAGUAAUGCUACCGUCCAAUCCCUAAUCGAUAGGCUUAUGGUCGAUUGGUGGGAAACGAGUAUUUUCUAUGAUCGAUACUAUUCUGCAUGUGGGCCACUGUCGUGUACCUAUUCACGUUAUCGAAAAUUUAGUGUUGUUUUUAUUGUGAAUAUUGUUAUGGGAUUAUGCGGAGGACUAAAAGUUGCGCUUCGAAUUCUCGUUCCAAUUCCAGUUAAAAUAGGUCUUAAGGUAAUCCAACGCUAUCGUCAACGACGAACUGUUGGAUCAGCUGUCGCUACGAUCAAGUAA
Rotaria sp. Silwood1 is the source of this 699-nucleotide messenger RNA. The record is from the annotation of a GenBank genome assembly. Lineage: Eukaryota; Metazoa; Rotifera; Eurotatoria; Philodinida; Philodinidae.